Molecule: messenger RNA, 796 nt
Organism: Mesorhabditis spiculigera
Lineage: Eukaryota; Metazoa; Nematoda; Chromadorea; Rhabditida; Rhabditidae
Source: the annotation of a GenBank genome assembly
UGUUCAAAGCGCAGUACAAGCGGCGCCACACGACAGUUCCACUGGAUGCGCCGGUUGCCCUGCUUCAGGUCCCUGUCUGCAAAUCGAUUUUCUUAACCGGCAGGCUCCACAAAGUAUACGCUUCUUCCAGUGUGGACUAGCGAUAAAGCGAAUCGUUGGCACGCAGUUCAAGCACCAGGCCACCAAACGAUACCAAGGCUACAUUAUUCGGCUCAUCCACGGAACGCCAAACGAUUGCAAGAUGCAUCGAGUUACGGCGGAUAAUCUCGAACGGUCGAUCUUUACGUCGUCACGCCCGGAAGAUAAGCUGCAUUUUUGCGUUGUCGCCUUCAGCAAGACCUUCGCAGCAACAUACAAUCAUGGGCCACACGAAAACCUCGUGCCGGGCCGCAUCGUCAACUUGUUCAACGUCAGAGACCCGUCACUCCAAAUAGAGACCCGUGUUCGUGGAUCUUCAAAUAUUUAUGACGUGACCGUUUUGGAGACGGUUACUGACGAAUUUCCGCAUUACCCUCGAUCAUCCGGGACCAUGUUUGGAGGGCAAUCGUAUCGGCAGUUGGGUGUCACUUCAGAUCGAACGCUGACUUGGAAAGAUGGCGUGAUCUCCGAGCGGCGCGACAUGUACGCUAUCGGGAGCGGCCACGGGAAGUCGGGAGAUUCUGGUUCCGGAGUCUACUCGACCGACGGCUUAUUUUUGGAAAUUGCCGACCAUCACCCGGACACGCAAAUGAUCUCGGCCGAGCUGAUCAAGGUGGUCGGCAACAUCGUUCCUGAUGCAAAACAAUACGGCCCAUCC